Branchiostoma floridae (Florida lancelet) is the source of this 2157-nucleotide messenger RNA. RefSeq lists its product as uncharacterized. Gene Ontology annotation, molecular function: transcription coactivator activity. Gene Ontology annotation, biological process: positive regulation of transcription of Notch receptor target. Bases 84 to 1520 code for a protein of 478 amino acids. The transcript has 2 exons. Lineage: Eukaryota; Metazoa; Chordata; Leptocardii; Amphioxiformes; Branchiostomatidae. The record is from RefSeq and is a predicted model, not a curated record.
CAGGGAUAUUGUUGAGGAUACAAACACGUAUCAACCAUGUACUUUCUUGUCUAAAGCUGGAUUUGCAAUCUUCGCUCAGUAAAAUGGGCAUCAUAGACAAGGGAGUUUCAGCGUAUCUUACUGUGCUACACGCGCUGUCACUGCUCAGGCCUGGAGGUAAGAGACAGAGCGGCGAGACGAAACUAAACGUUACGGUACACGAGGGCAAAGUUAGUCGCCAGAGUCAGGGCAAGUAUCUGGUAACAAUGCGUCAUGGCAAGAAAAAGGUGGAAACUGACAAGAAAAAAUCAGAUGCACUAAUCUGGGAGCAUUCUACUGAGUUCGUGCCAUGGUCACCAACAGAGGAACUGGUUCUGAAACUGCGAAAGGCGAAACGGUGCAAGGACAAAACCAUCGGUGAACUCUGCAUCUCUGUCGCAGCCGGACUUGAGUCAGUGGAAGGUCUACCGAACAAACGGUGGUACGGCUUGGAAACUACUCAGAAAGGCGGGUGUAAGAAGUACGAGGCGCUCUUACAGGUGUCGGUUUCUGUUAACGGCCCGGGAAUGAAAACUGACACAUUGAACAAAAUUAUUCCUUCUAAAAAAACUGAUACGACAGCCGUGCAAGAGCAGCCGAAGACUCCGGCAGAACUACAAGAUCAUGAGGCCGUGGUACAGAAGGGUGGUGAGGCCGUCGUGUUGGAGGAUGAUGAGGCCGUCGUGUUGGAGGAUAGUGAGACCGUCGUGUUGGAGGAUGGUGAGGCCGUCAUGUUGGAGGAUGGUGAGGCCGUCGUGUUGGAGGAUGGUGAGGCCGUCAUGUUGGAGGAUGGUGAGGCCGUCGUGUUGGAAGAUGGUGAGGCCGUCAUGUUGGAGGAUGAUGAGGCCGUCGUGUUGGAGGAUGGUGAGGCCGUCAUGUUGGAGGAUGGUGAGGCCGUCGUGUUGGAGGAUGGUGAGGCCGUCAUGUUGGAGGAUGGUGAGGCCGUCGUGUUGGAAGAUGGUGAGGCCGUCAUGUUGGAGGAUAGUGAGACCGUCGUGUUGGAGGAUGGUGAGGCCGUCGUGUUGGAGGAUAGUGAGGCCGUCGUGUUGGAGGAUAGUGAGACCGUCAUGUUGGAGGAUGGUGAGGCCGUCGUGUUGGAGGAUAGUGAUGUCGAAGUACUGGAGGUUGGUAAGGUCGACACGCUGGAGGUUGGUGACGACAACGUGCUGGAGGAUGGUGUGGCCAGCGUGCUGGAGGAUGGUGAAGUCAAUGUGCAGAAGGAUAAUGAGGUCAACGUGUUGGAGGAUGGUGAGGUCAACGUGCUGGAGGAUGAUGAGGUUGGCGUGCUGGAGGAUGAUGACAUCAAUGUGCUGGAGGAUGGUGAGUUCAACGUGCUGGAGGACGAUGAGGUCGAUGUGCUGGAGAAUGGCGAGGUCGCCAUGCCAGAGGACAGUGACGAUUUUAUGAUGGAGGAAGGGGAGGUAUACGUGCUGGACAAAGAUGAGAUAUACGUGAUGAAGGAUGGUGAAGUAUACUUGUUGAAGGAAGGUGAGGUCCGAUGAAGGAGGAUGGUGGUGUCUACGUGAGUGAGUGGACGCUAUGACAGUGUCCAAAGAAAAAGAGUCAGACAUACUGUGGGUCUACUUAGGGACGAGGGGUGGCUCUUCCAACAACCAGUCAGCCUCCCCGUCAGAAAUCACAAGAAAAAUGUGAUGUCCUCAGGCCGGAGGAUCACCUCCUAUAGAAUGGAGCACUCAUGCGAACAUGCUCGCAGAUUCCGACUUCCUCGGAUCAUAAAUCACCGCAGACACGUCUCACGUGUCUUUAAGACCUUUAUCACUAAGGUGACCAUUGGACGUCUUGUCAGCUACAUGAAAGGUGAACCAGUUUUCUAACUUUGCGUUCUCCUUUUGAUACCAGCAAAUGUAAAAGUCUAGAAACUCAUGUUGGAGUUUCAGAACUAAACAUAAGGUCAAGUUUUCGUCACCCUCAUGUUCUUUAAAAUUAAUACGUUUUACCAUUUCAACAGACUGUAAUUUUAUUCAGGUACCAUUUACAAAUUCUCUUACUUUGAAAGGUUUUGAUAUUCUACAUUACGCUAUGAGUUUCCCCUCGUAUUCCUCGACCUAACAUUAAAAACACUUUACUGAAGUCUAUCUAGUCUGUAUGUAAUAAACGUCAAGCAUUGCUACCAUUUUA